AUGGCCACUCAACAACCUCCGUUGAGGUUUACCUCACACCAUAAUCUGCUCUAUCGCCUCGUUCUCUCGACCCUCACCGGCCGUACCGUGCAUAUCUCACAAAUUCGUCCAAACUCGCCAACCAACCCAGGUUUAGCUCCUCAUGAGAUUUCUUUCCUCCGCCUCUUGGAGGCUGUCACCAACGGCUCUCAAAUGGAAAUAUCAUACACCGGUACAAUUGUUGUCUUCAAGCCCGGUCUGAUCACUGGUAGUGGCACAGGUGUUGGCGCUAGUGGAGGUGUCAUUACACACGAAUUGCCCUCGGGCUGCAACCGCGGCCUCAGCUACUACUUGAUUCCCCUCUGCCUCUUGGCUCCCUUCUCUAAAGCUCCCAUGAAGGUCCUCUUUACCGGUCCUGGUGUCAUCACUUCAUCUACUCCGACCGGCGAUAUGUCCGUCGACAGCGUCCGCACAGCCAUCCUCCCGCUUUAUAACCAAUUCGGCAUGUUCAACAAUGUCGAAAUCCGCAUUCUCCGACGCUCGAACCCGGGCCCCAACGGUCGUGGCGGUGGUGGUGAAGUGUCAUUCACCUUUGGUCAUCAGAUCCGUGUUCCGAAGACAUUACAUCUGAUGAACCCUGGUCGCAUAAAGCGCAUCCGUGGUGUCGCAUACUCCGUCGGUGUGUCAGCUUCGAAUAACGCCCGCAUGAUUGACGUUUGCCGUGGUGUUCUCAACCCGCUCAGUCCCGAUACCUACAUUUUCUCUGACGUCUCAUCUGCUCCUCUCAUAUCCGCCAACGACCGAAACAACCUUAAUGCCAAGAAGAAGAUUGGACUCGGCUUCGGUCUGUCCCUAGUCGCUGAGUCUUCGACUGGCUGUCUCUUCUCGGCUGAUGUCGCUUCCCCGCCAUCAGGUGGUGAGGCUCCUGAGGAUAUUGGUAGGAAGUGUGCGUACCAGCUGCUAGAGACUGUCUCCAAGGGCGGCUGUGUGGCACCUGCUGCUGCGACAACUAUGUUUACUCUCAUGACUAUGGGCUCCGAAGAUGUGGGCCGCUUGCAGGUGGGCAGGGAAGUGAUCGCUGAUCCUAAUGUGAUCCAGCUUGCGCGUGAUCUGUCGAAGUUCGGUGCACCUGGUUGGGGUAUUCGUGAUGCCUCCAGUGAGAAUGAUACCGGUGACGUGAUUAUUAGUGUAGUUGGACGUGGUAUUGGCAAUGUCGGCAGAAAGGUUGCUUAA
This is a messenger RNA of Penicillium angulare, 1212 nucleotides long. RefSeq names its product RNA 3'-terminal phosphate cyclase-like protein. The transcript has a single exon. NCBI's taxonomy places the organism in Eukaryota, Fungi, Ascomycota, Eurotiomycetes, Eurotiales, Aspergillaceae. The record is from RefSeq and is a predicted model, not a curated record. Gene Ontology annotation, molecular function: RNA endonuclease activity. Gene Ontology annotation, biological process: endonucleolytic cleavage of tricistronic rRNA transcript (SSU-rRNA, 5.8S rRNA, LSU-rRNA); ribosome biogenesis. Gene Ontology annotation, cellular component: nucleolus. Bases 1 to 1212 code for a protein of 403 amino acids.